Messenger RNA from Lachancea mirantina, 1086 nucleotides. NCBI's taxonomy places the organism in Eukaryota, Fungi, Ascomycota, Saccharomycetes, Saccharomycetales, Saccharomycetaceae. The record is from the annotation of a GenBank genome assembly.
AUGUUGAGACAGAGCGCUUUAGGUUGUAGGAGAGGAUUGGCGACGUUGGCGUCGGAAAGCCUUUUGCCCAAGAAAUACGGUGGUAGAUACACGGUGACUUUGAUUCCUGGUGACGGUGUGGGUAAAGAGGUUACCAACUCAGUGGUGUCGAUCUUCGACUCGGAAAACGUGCCCAUUGACUGGGAGAAAGUGGACAUUUCAGGUCUAGAGAACCAGGAAGGUGUUCAAAAAGCAGUAGAGUCCCUCAAACGUAACAAGAUCGGUCUGAAGGGUAUCUGGCACACUCCUGCGGACCAAACGGGCCACGGGUCCCUAAACGUUGCACUACGUAAACAGUUGGACAUCUUCGCCAAUGUAGCGUUGUUCAAGAACGUUCCCGGUGUCAAGACGCGUUUGCAAGGUGUCGACAUUGUUGUUAUCAGAGAAAACACCGAGGGUGAGUACUCGGGACUCGAACACGAAUCCGUGCCCGGUGUCGUUGAAUCUCUCAAGAUUAUGACCAAAGUCAAAUCCGAGCGGAUCGCGCGUUUUGCGUUCGAUUUCGCCCUCAAGAACAAUAGAAAAUCCGUGUGUGCGGUUCACAAGGCCAAUAUUAUGAAGCUGGGUGACGGACUUUUCAGAAACUCGGUCAACGAAAUCGGUGCUAAGGAGUACCCCGAGGUCGAAGUCAAGAACAUCAUUGUGGACAACGCGUCCAUGCAAGCUGUCGCCAAGCCCCACCAAUUCGACGUCUUGGUGACACCUAACUUGUACGGUUCUAUUUUGGGCAACAUCGGCGCAGCGUUGAUCGGCGGGCCCGGUUUGGUUCCUGGCGCAAAUUUCGGUCGCGAACACGCCGUCUUUGAGCCCGGUUCCCGUCACGUCGGACUUGACAUCGAGGGUAAAAACGUUGCCAACCCAACUGCCAUGAUUCUUUCAUCUACUUUGAUGUUGAGACAUUUGGGACUCAAUGAAUACGCCGACCGUAUUUCCAAAGCCACCUAUGAUGUCAUUGCUGAGGGUAAAACCACCACCAAAGACAUUGGCGGCUCUGCGUCCACCACUGAGUUCACAGAUGCCAUCAUCGAAAAGUUGAAGACUUUGUAA